This is a messenger RNA of Entrophospora candida, 334 nucleotides long. The record is from the annotation of a GenBank genome assembly. Lineage: Eukaryota; Fungi; Glomeromycota; Glomeromycetes; Entrophosporales; Entrophosporaceae.
GUCUAUUGGAGAUCUAUGGGUAGCACAUAUAAAAAAAGAACAUCCUUCAGCCGAUGUCACGAUCAUUAACAUACCUGAUUUUUCCACUGAUUGCUCAACUACAACAUUCAAUGAAGUUAAAGCCGAUUUGACCAAUUUCAAGUUCAUAGAACAUAAAUAUCCAAUUGGUAAAUGGGGCGGCGUUCUUGGUAAAGUGAUAUUUAAGCUAUGGGAGGUGAUUUACAAAGAAUAUUCUGAUUUGGUAACAAAAUUUAUCAAUGAAGUUGAAGAACAAAAAUCAUGUUGGGUAAUUUAUAAAAUUAUUGCUCAAAAAAAUAAUCCAAUAUUUAAGUAA